Molecule: messenger RNA, 7153 nt
Organism: Chroicocephalus ridibundus (black-headed gull)
Lineage: Eukaryota; Metazoa; Chordata; Aves; Charadriiformes; Laridae
Gene: SLC4A4
Product: solute carrier family 4 member 4
Exons: 27
Coding region: 318-3650 (1110 amino acids)
Biological process (GO): regulation of intracellular pH; transmembrane transport; bicarbonate transport
Cellular component (GO): plasma membrane; basolateral plasma membrane
Molecular function (GO): monoatomic anion transmembrane transporter activity; solute:inorganic anion antiporter activity; sodium:bicarbonate symporter activity
Source: RefSeq, a predicted model, not a curated record
GGGAUGGGACGGGAUGGGAGCGGGCGAGGGGACGUCCGAGCCUGCCGAGGGCUUUAAAUGCCGGCCGGGGCGGGCUCCGCCAGCACAGCCGCUCCGCCUCGCCGCUCGGUCGCCGGCCCGGAGCCGCCAGCGGGUGGGCAGGCAGGCGGGUAUAUAGGCAGAGGGAUCGGGUAUAGCUGCUGUAGGCGGGGGUGCGCGGCCAUGCCCCGCUGAAGCCCCCCCACCCCCGCCGCUCCCCGCCCGCCCCGCGGCUGCCCCGCAGCCCCCCGCCCGCCGCCGCGCUGGAGCCGGAGCGCCGCAAACCCGAGCCCCGGAGGAUGGAGGACGAGGCAGUACUGGAUAGAGGGGCUUCCUUCCUUAAACAUGUAUGUGACGAAGAAGAAGUGGAAGGUCAUCACACUAUUUACAUUGGGGUCCACGUGCCGAAGAGCUACAGGAGAAGGAGGCGUCAUAGAAGAAGACCCGGGCACAAAGAAAAGAAAGAAAAGGAGAAAAUCUCUGAGAACUACUCCGACAAAUCCGACGUAGAGAACGCUGAUGAGACAAGCAGCAGCAUCCUUAAGCCGCUCAUCUCCCCCGCUGCCGAACGCAUCCGCUUCAUCCUCGGAGAGGAAGAUGACAGCCCGGCGCCCCCGCAGCUCUUCACCGAGCUGGAUGAACUUCUGGCCGUCGACGGACAAGAGAUGGAAUGGAAGGAGACUGCAAGGUGGAUCAAGUUUGAGGAGAAGGUAGAACAAGGUGGGGAGCGAUGGAGCAAACCUCACGUGGCCACCUUGUCCCUGCACAGCUUGUUUGAGCUGAGGACGUGUAUAGAGAAAGGCUCCAUAAUGCUGGAUAUGGAGGCCUCUUCUCUCCCGCAGGUGGUGGAAAUGAUCGUUGACAAUCAGAUCGAGACGGGCCUUUUGAAAGCGGAACUGAAGGACAAAGUCACCUACACGCUGCUCAGGAAGCACCGGCACCAGACCAAGAAGUCCAACCUGCGCUCCCUGGCUGACAUUGGAAAGACCGUCUCCAGUGCAAGUAGGAUGUUUUCCAACCCCGAUAAUGCACGCAGCCCGCUCGAGAGCUCCGUGCCCUGCCUGGCCACCCGCACCCUGGAUGAUGAGAUGGGAGUGCAGCGCAGCCCCAGCGUGGGAUGGCUCAGCAGCCCAGCCAUGACUCACAGAAACCUGACUUCCACCAGUCUGAACGACAUCUCUGACAAGCCCGAGAAAGAUCAGCUGAAGAAUAAAUUCAUGAAGAAGUUGCCUCGUGAUGCUGAGGCCUCCAAUGUGCUGGUGGGGGAGGUCGACUUCUUGGAGAGUCCUUUCAUUGCCUUCGUCCGGCUGCAGCAGGCGGUCAUGUUGGGUGCUCUGACUGAAGUCCCCGUACCUACCCGAUUUCUCUUCAUUCUACUGGGACCGAAGGGCAAAGCAAAGUCCUACCAUGAGAUCGGCCGAGCCAUCGCCACUCUGAUGUCGGAUGAGGUGUUCCACGACAUUGCCUAUAAAGCCAAGGACCGGCAGGACCUGAUCGCUGGCAUCGAUGAGUUUCUGGAUGAAGUCAUCGUGCUCCCCCCAGGGGAAUGGGAUCCGGCCAUCAGGAUAGAGCCCCCCAAGUCUCUUCCUUCUUCAGAUAAAAGAAAAAACAUGUACUCUGGUGGAGAGAACCUGCAGAUGAAUGGAGACACGCCUCAUGAUGGAGGACACGGCGGUGGGGGCCACGGGGACUGUGAAGAGCUUCAACGAACUGGCAGAUUCUGUGGUGGCUUAAUCAAAGACAUAAAGAGGAAAGCGCCGUUCUUCGCCAGUGACUUCUACGACGCUUUAAAUAUUCAAGCCCUUUCAGCCAUUCUUUUCAUCUACCUGGCCACAGUGACCAACGCUAUCACUUUCGGAGGAUUGCUUGGCGACGCUACGGAGAACAUGCAGGGCGUGCUGGAGAGCUUUCUGGGCACAGCAGUCACCGGUGCGAUAUUUUGCCUUUUUGCUGGUCAGCCUCUCACCAUUUUGAGCAGCACAGGACCCGUCCUUGUCUUUGAACGGCUCCUCUUCAAUUUCAGCAAAGACAACGAUUUUGACUACCUGGAGUUUCGUCUCUGGAUCGGCCUUUGGUCAGCCUUCCAGUGUCUCAUUCUCGUCGCUACCGACGCCAGCUUCCUCGUCAAGUACUUCACCCGCUUCACCGAAGAAGGUUUUUCCUCCCUGAUCAGCUUCAUCUUCAUUUACGAUGCUUUCAAGAAGAUGAUUAAGCUGGCAGAUCAUUACCCAAUCAACUCGGAGUUCAAGGUGGACUAUAUCACGCAUUACUCUUGUGCCUGUGAACCAUUAGAUCCAGUUAAUAGCUCGUUGUUUAACGGGACAAUGGUGCCGUCAGCCGAUGAGCCCUUCUAUUCCUCUGCGGAGGCGUACAACACCACCAUUGACUGGUCAUCUCUGACAACAAAGGAGUGCUUGAAAUACGGAGGACGACUUGUGGGCAACAACUGUGGCUACGUCCCUGACAUCACCCUCAUGUCUUUCAUCCUCUUCUUUGGCACUUACACCUGCUCCAUGGCCCUGAAGAAAUUCAAGACCAGUCGCUACUUUCCAACCACUGCCCGGAAGCUCAUCAGUGACUUUGCCAUUAUCCUGUCCAUUUUGAUUUUCUGUGGAAUAGAUGCCCUGGUAGGUGUGGACACACCAAAACUAAUUGUGCCAAGUGAAUUCAAGCCAACCAGUCCCGAGAGGGGUUGGUUUAUCCCACCUUUUGGAGGGAACCCGUGGUGGGUGUACCUGGCAGCAGCGAUCCCUGCACUGCUGGUGACUAUCCUCAUCUUCAUGGACCAGCAAAUCACAGCGGUCAUCGUCAACAGGAAGGAGCACAAGCUCAAGAAAGGUGCUGGAUACCAUCUGGAUUUGUUCUGGGUGGCCAUUCUGAUGAUCAUAUGCUCCUUCAUGGGUCUGCCCUGGUAUGUUGCUGCUACCGUGAUCUCCAUAGCUCACAUCGACAGCUUGAAGAUGGAGACGGAAACUUCGGCCCCUGGAGAACAGCCCAAGUUUUUGGGAGUGAGGGAGCAGAGAGUCACCGGGGUCAUCGUUUUCAUCCUGACCGGCGUGUCUGUCUUCAUGGCGCCCAUCCUGAAGUUCAUUCCCAUGCCUGUGCUCUAUGGCGUCUUCCUCUACAUGGGCGUCGCUUCCCUCAACGGCGUGCAGUUCAUGGAUCGUUUGAAGCUGCUCUUGAUGCCUCUAAAACACCAGCCCGACUUCAUCUACCUGCGCCACGUCCCGCUGCGCAGGGUCCAUCUGUUCACCUUCCUGCAGGUGGUGUGCCUGGCCCUCCUCUGGAUCCUCAAGUCGACCGUGGCUGCUAUCAUAUUCCCUGUCAUGAUCCUGGCGCUCGUAGCAGUCAGAAAAGCCAUGGACUACCUCUUCUCCCAGCAUGACUUAAGCUUUCUUGACGACGUCAUUCCAGAAAAGGACAAGAAAAAGAAAGAGGAUGAGAAGAAGAAGAAAAAGAAGAAGGGCAGUAUGGACAGUGACAAUGACGAUUCUGACUGCCCCUACUCAGAAAAAGUCCCAAGUAUUAAAAUACCAAUGGACAUCAUGGAGCAGGAACCUUUCCUAAGUGAUAGCAAACCUGCCGACAGAGAAAAAUCACCAACAUUCCUUGAACGCCAUACGUCGUGCUGAUACAAUUCCUUUCCUUCGGUCACACACCAUGCCAAGCCCUCCACGAACUCCAGUAAAAGUUGUGCCUCAAAUUAGAAUAGAACUUGAGCCUGAAGACAAUGGUUAUUUCUGGAGGAGCAAGGGAACAGAAACUACUUUGUAAUUUGUCUGUCUGUUAAAUCUUUUACGGAAUUUAUUUUGCCACUAGCCAAAUAUUAAACGCCGCUCUCCCCGCCUGCGUAGGUAAAAAAAAAAAAAAGAAAAAAAAAAGACAUCCUUGCCCCUGCAGAUCUCGCCUCCUCUCGCCCCGUUUCCCCACGCCGACCAAGACUCGUUUUGCCUUCUCUGUCGCUCCGACACGCAAGCGUCUCCCGGCCGCAAGCAGAGGCCAGAAGCGUUAAGGAUUCCCUGUCGUCCUACCGGCGGUUGAUGGCCCGGGGGUGCUGGGGCGACUUGAGUCUCGUUGAACCGGUUGUUUGUCCGAUUGUCCCUUUGUCGUCUGGCAGAACAAAAAAAAAAAAAAGGACCUCCAGGCUAAGCCGACGUCUCGCUCGCGCUGCUCGAAGAUGCUGGAAAGUGCUGCUAACACGAACUCGCUCGUACAGCCUCGUGCUCGUCGUUAACGCGGGAAGGGGAAGGAAAAGGUACUUCGCUCCCAGCACAGACAAACCAUUGCCAUCGUUGUAGCAUGCGUUCUGAAAUGUCCCUUUCCUAUGCAAUUUUUUUUUUUUUUUUUUUUUUUUUAAAGAAACACUUUAAUGGACUUAAUCCGUCAGGUACAUUGAAGAGUGUUAUUUUCCUAGAUUAUUUUGUUUAAAUUAUGGGGGCCUAACCUACGACUUUUUUUUUUUUUUUUUGUCAAUUUUUUUAACCUUUUUUUAAUUACUGUAAAGAAAAAUGAAUUUUUUUCCUGCAGCAGGAAACGUAUAGUUAUGAGUAGUUCUACCUCUUAUUUCUAGAUGCCAGGCUUUCUGUAAAAAAAAAAAAAAAAAAAAAUGUAUUGUACCAUAUAUAAUGUGAUUUUUACAAAAAAAAAAAACCACAAAAAAACACCACAACAAAACCACAAUGCCACACCACAAUCUCCAGGAUACGGCAUAGGGCUGGAUCAGUUUGAUUAACACCUUCUACUUUGAAGCAUCUGUUUUACUUAGGGUUGUGUGAUUUUCUUUUUUUUUUUUCUUUUUUUUUUUUUUUUUUAAAUAAAUAAUCUAACUUCGCUAUGAAGGAGACGGGAUGUAACUUAAAUCUCUUGUAAUUUAGGCAGAGUCUUAAAUGUAAGGGUGGUAAGCGAAAUGCUGACCGGCGACCGGCGUCGGUGGACAGAUGCUGAUUGUACUCGCGUUGUUGACUUCCUACGCGGUAUCGUUCCAAUUCUUUCUUUUGAAACCCCGGUGUGUGCGCGUGGGUGGACGUGCGUCCACCAGAAGACCCCGGGUGGACUUCGGGCACGAUGGCGGUGCAAUGGAGGAGAAGGACAGCUGAAGAUGGCCCACUGGGAUGCUCAUCCCGACGCUCGUACUGGCCAGGCUCACCAACACCUGCGUCCUCUAGCUUCCCACAUCACUUUGCCAUCAUCUACAGAAUUUACCCGAAAUUUUGACGGCUCGGCCCUAGACUCGUCCACCCGUACGCGGCGAUGCAUCAGCACCAAGCAGGCUGGCCGUGGGCACAACCAGGUUUUUGGUUUUAAACCAAGCAAGCAAAUACCACCUUGGGAGAGGUGAUUGUACUCUCUGGAGCGCAUCUGUGAAUGUACUUGUGUGUGCGUGGAAAUGCGCAUUUGGGAAACUGGGCUUCACCAAGACCUUUUUUUGAUGAAACGUGAGGACUACAUAUAACACACUAGAAGCUUCAUGGAAGAAAAAAAAAAAAAAAGAAAAAGGAAGGAAAAAAAAAAAAGAAAAAGGAAGAAAAAAAAAAAAAGAAAAAGGAAGAAAAAAAAAAAAAGCCGGGGGGGGGGGCAGGGGAGAAAAAAAAAGCCCAGCUGUAAAGGCCAAUUCCCCAGUGGAAAAAAAUCCCACCGCAGAGGACAGGCGAAACCAAAGUCUGUGUUGGUUAAGUAAACAGAAUUUUAUGACGGUGCUGAGACCUUAUAUGCCAAAUUUUAGCGUCUGCUCGCUCGUAGUAGCCAUAUCAGCAAGGGGAUUUGCAGAAUAGGGCUACUCUUUUCUUUCCCAGAUGUGCUGUAGAAGCAGCUGGCCACCUUGCUUUCACGGAGGUUGAAGGAUGAGUUGUUGAGGACCGUGAGAGCUUGAGCUGGACCUGCUGCAAGCGGUCGUUGCUGCGGAAAGAGGAUGGAGCCGCACGCAGACGUGCACACACCUCCCAACAUUCCUCGAGGGCUCUCAGUUUCGGCUCCCAUGAAAUGUGCGUUGACUCUGAGAUGGACAUCCUGGCAACCCAGCCCAAACCCGCUUAGGAAAGGCUGGGGAGAUGUUGGAAACGGCCGGGAAAGGAGUGUUUCCGUGAUCCCUCCGCUGCCGGGCCCCGCGAGCUGGAGGACAGAAAACCUGGGAAACGCAACGCCAGCUUCAACGAAGGGUUUCCAUCCCUUGGUGAACUCAAGUCCCUGGCUCCCAAAGGGGAGACGGACUCGAGCGUCACCUAUGGAGUACGCGGGAGAUGCUCGUGUUUUGCCCAGACCUUUGCUUUGUAGGAAUCCCAGUUCCGGAGGGAGGAAAGCUCCAACCGGAUGGAGAGAGAGAAGCAGCUUUUCCCGCUCCACGGGCACCCAUGCACACACCGUCCCCGUCUGCUGGCACCUGGUGAUGGGUCUCCCCAAAAAUGAGGUCUUCCACUUUUCGAACCCUGUUAAAAUGUACUUGAAAUGUAUUGACUGCUGAUCUAGAUCUUUCUCUCUCUUUUUUUAUUUUAUUUUUUUUUAUUAUUUUAACCUGAGGGAGCUGUUGUACAGGGGGUAGCGUCGCUGAAGGGGACGGGACAAAGUUUUCUGUAGCUUGCCAUGAAAAACUCACAAUUCCGGCGGCAGGAGCUGGAAGUAUUUCCUUUCCUGGUGCCCGACACUAGCCCACUUUAUUGGUGGUUGUGUCUCUUGUUGGGUUUUCCUACAAAAAAAGAAAACAAAACCCAGCACAGAGAGAAGAGCCAGCUUUGUCCCGGCCCCGGGAACGUGGUGGCCGUCUGCCUCUGUAGCCCACACUUCUUUGUCGUCGUGGCCGAUACAUCUUUGUAUUUUUAUUUUAUUUUAUUUUUUGAAUCAACACGCACUUUCAGAUACUUUUAUUAUUGUUUUUAAUUCUCGUUAAGUCUGUACUUGCUUUGGAGGAAAGACUAAAAACUUAGGAUAAAAUGAAGUGGAUCAAGAUGGUGGAACAAAGAGGAAAAAAAAAGAAGCAGAAAACAUUUCAAUAUAUUAAAAUGAUUUUUUUUCCAGUAAUAUAAAACAUGAAAUUCCUUAUAACAUUAUAGUAUUUUACAGUUUUAUGAAGCUUUCUAUUGUGACUUUUAUGGAAUCAAAAGAUGAAGAUGAUGAGAUAUUUUAGCAUUUAUAUUUUUCAAAA